Molecule: messenger RNA, 2604 nt
Organism: Sorex araneus (European shrew)
Lineage: Eukaryota; Metazoa; Chordata; Mammalia; Eulipotyphla; Soricidae
Gene: HSD17B12
Product: hydroxysteroid 17-beta dehydrogenase 12
Exons: 11
Coding region: 173-1111 (312 amino acids)
Cellular component (GO): endoplasmic reticulum
Molecular function (GO): oxidoreductase activity
Source: RefSeq, a predicted model, not a curated record
GGGGGCGGGACUUAGGCCGGAGCAACGCAUAUUAGUGUCGUCUUCGCCGUCACGGCCGGCGUCUCUUCCUGAAUUCAUUCAUUCAUUUUUUUUUUUUUUUUUAUAAAAACCACCCCCACCCCCGUCCUCCCGGCUCUUCAUUCUCGGAGGUUGUGAGGCCCGGUGGAGAGCCAUGGAAGUUAUUCUCCCCGCCGCGGGUUUCCUGUACUGGAUGGGCGCCGGCACCGUGGCCUACCUGGCGCUGCGCGUCUCGUGCUCGCUCUUCUCGGCCCUGCGGCUCUGGGCUCUGGACCACGAGGCGGGGGUCGGACCCAAGCUCGGAGAAUGGGCAGUUGUCACAGGUAGUACUGAUGGAAUUGGAAAAUCAUACGCAGAGGAGUUAGCAAAAUGCGGGAUGAAGGUCGUGCUCAUCAGCAGAUCACAGGAGAAACUGAACCAGGUUUCCAGUGAAAUAAGAGAGAAAUUCAAAGUGGAGACGAAAACCAUUUCUGUUGAUUUUUCAUCAGAAGAUAUUUACGAUAAAAUUAAGACAAGUUUGGCGGGUCUUAACAUUGGUGUUUUAGUGAACAACGUCGGGAUGUCUUACGAGUAUCCUGAGUACUUUCUGGAGAUUCCCGAACUGGACCGUACCAUCAAGAACCUGAUAAAUAUUAAUAUUCUUUCUGUUUGUAAGAUGACACAGUUGGUGCUGCCUGGCAUGGUAGAAAGAUCGAAGGGCGUGAUUCUGAACAUUUCCUCUGCCAGUGGCAUGUACCCCGUCCCAAUGCUGACCAUCUACUCUGCAACCAAGGCUUUCGUCGAUUUCUUCUCUCAGUGCCUCCAUGAAGAGUAUAAGAACAAGGGUAUCUAUGUGCAGAGCGUCCUGCCUUUCUAUGUGGCCACAAAACUAGCGAAAAUCCGAAAACCCACUUUGGAUAAGCCUUCUUCCGGGACGUACGUGAAGUCUGCGAUGAAGACGGUGGGCCUGCAGUCCCGGACCAACGGCUACCCGAUCCACUCCCUCAUGGGGGCCCUGAUAUCCGUGCUGCCUUCCUGGCUGUACUUCAAGAUCACCAUGGACCUGAACAAGUCCGUGAAAGCCCGCUACCUGAAGAGAAACAAGAAGAACUGAGCUGCCACCGCAGCACAGAGGCACGUGACCGGAUGCUUCUGCCGGUCCCUGUCCCCCCCUCCUACCCCCACCCCCACCCCCACCCCACCACCCACCCCAGUCUCCAUCCCUCCAUCACGCAUUUUCAUAGUUACUAAUAGGGCUGAACGUUACCAUGGCCAGUAGGAAAAUAGGGGUGCCUGUCAGGUGCUUCCCACACGUGCUCCGGGGGUCCUUUGAGGUUUCGCUUCCAGGCUGAGAGCAGCGUGGCUCUAAGAGCUUGGUGGGGAGCAGGCACAGCUGGGCAGAAGGGGAGAAGCGGGGGGCGUCUCGCUCACCAUCAGAGGGAAGGGGCCCGACGCAGGGAUGAACCGUUCCGGCUGCCCCGAGUGCCUAAAGGGGCAUCCUCUCUAGGCAAACUGAACGAAGUGACAUCCGGCCACUCUUCCUUCGGGACCCCUCGCGGGGCUCGAUUCUCCCGGGUCGGGGUAAGCUGCAGUUUGCCAGCUCCCCGCCGGGGUUUCUGUGCCUGCGUCCCGGCUUGUCCAUCUAGAGACGGCUCCUUCUCCGUGGGAGCCAGGGAGGUAAAAAUGGUCUCUGAAAUGUAGGGCGGGUUUUCACUCACCCGGUAAAACAGGCUUUUCGUCAUACGUGUUUUUCUUCCACUUAAAUGUGUGUGAGUCGGGCUGGAGCAGUACUCCAGGGCCAGGGCGCUUGCCUUGCAGACCCCGGCUUCGAUCUCCUGGACCCCCUACUCGGGCCUCCCCGCCUGCCAGGAGGGCGGGUUCUCCCCGGCUGCAGAGCCAGGAGGAGGAAGUCCUAAGCGCCGCUGGGCGCAACCCAAAACCAAAUAAAGAAAGAAAUGUCUACCGCUUUAGAAAGCCUCAGUGGUGUGAUUGCUGAAGGUGAGAUGGACCGACUCUGCCUUGAGCCAGGUGGCCACGCGUGGUCCCAUGAACAGCCGGAGCCAGAGAAGCCGCCCGUGUAGCCCCCUCUCGCUUCACCCCACGCCAGCGGCCAGGACGGCAUCGAGGAGGCAGAGCCCACCCCAGCCUGCACCCUCUGCACCCCUCUGGCAUUUGUUUUGAGAAAACAUCCUCUAGCCACGAUGUCGAUUGAAAAUAUAAUUCCUUGGUGCUUGAAAUUAAAGCCAUUUUUUAAAUUUUUUAUACUGGUUUAAGACUUUUUUUUUUUUUUUAAUCCUGCAGCGUAGUUUGGGGGAAGUUUCUGAGAGAGAGAACCACACGAGGCUGUGUGGUUCCCAGGCUCUGAGUUUUCAAAACAGCCAGUUGGGGCCCCCACUCCCCACUCCCCCCCAGUUGAUUCCAUGCUUCUAGCUUUUAAUUCGUCCGCUUAAAGACAAAAUAAAACUGGAAACACUGAGGUGUGAUCACCUGCUCUUAACAGAAUCACAUAAAAGAAAUUCAGCACCCCCAAAGCAGGAAGAACAUAAUUCAGUAUAAAGAAAGAAUGGUCACAUCAGUUUAAUAAAAUGAACUUUAUGAAAACCCAAA